This is a messenger RNA of Gryllus bimaculatus (two-spotted cricket), 5687 nucleotides long. The record is from the annotation of a GenBank genome assembly. Lineage: Eukaryota; Metazoa; Arthropoda; Insecta; Orthoptera; Gryllidae.
CUUCAGAGAGCCCAUGCAAACGUCCUUACUGUUUUGUUCUUAGUAAAUUCAUGCAGCUUGAGUCGGUUAAUUUGUUCAGGAAAUGCAGCACUGACUCUUUGCUGUGUUGCUGUAUCUGUGAUACCUGUGGCACGGUACCUUGACCUUCUCAUAUGUUCUACUUAGUUUAUUUACGUUUUCUAUAAUACACUGUGAUUCUCUGUGAUCCAAAUCGGUAAUUCCCAGCCGUCCCAAAUGAUCUUAUAAUACUUCGGUGUUCUGCUGCUCGGUUUUACUCAUCCAUUCGACUGAAUUUCUACUGAUAAGAUUGUUUGCAAGUUUGUCCAAUGCCAGUGAAAAGUAAACUGACAAUGUCAUUUCAGGCUGUAUGAGUCAUGUGUGGAAUAAUUUUACUUACACCCUUAGUCGUUGCACACUUUGUAAUUCCGUCAGUCUGACGGAGCUUCGGCUGGACGUGUGAAUUAUAAGCAGGUUAUAAGCAACUGUUUGGCGCUGGACUCAGCGAGUGAGAAUUGGAGAGAUGCCCGAAUCAGAGCGAAUUGAUAUUACCAAGCCUCUUUGGGACCAAAAUACGUUUAUUGGGAGGGUGAAACAUUUUGCAUGGGUUACUGAUCCUCGCACAUGUGUGGUUUCAGAUGCAACUCUCGAUGAAGCAAAAAUAUUAGUUGAACAAUACAAAAACUGUUCAGAACCUCCUGGAACAACUCGUGAGCAAAUAAUUUAUGCCAAGAAAUUAUAUGAAAGUGCAUUCCAUCCAGAUUCAGGGGAGAGACAAAAUGUUUUUGGACGUAUGUCUUUUCAAGUUCCUGGUGGAAUGGCAAUUACUGGAGCAAUGUUACAAUGGUAUAGAACAUCAACAGCUGUUAUAUUUUGGCAUGGGUGAACCAAUUCAUUUUCAAUGCUUUGGUUUGAACGUAUCAGCAAGAUAGAAAUGCCAACUCUCCAGUAACAACAACUCAAUGGGUGUUGCUUAUGUAUCCAGUCUAGCUGCAUCCUGCCUAUGUUGCCCUGCAACUUGGCUGUCGGAGCAUUUUUGGGAAAAAGAGGGGCAAAGUACACAUUAAUUGGAAUCGAAAUAUGUUCCUUUUUUGCUGCUGUGCUGGGCUGCCCAUUGCGUGAACAUUCCACUCAUGAGACAAAAUGAGCUUCUUCAUGGAAUUGAUGUUUUGGGAUGAAAAUGACCAAAUACACAUUGGCAAAAUCACGGGUUGCUGCUGCUAAAGGAAUCUUCUCCAAGGUUGUGAUAUCCAGGAUUGUCCCAUGUGGUGCACAGGCAUGACGAUUCUUCCUGUUUAUAAUUGGAAAGAGUUAGAAAGAAUAGCUCGAUGGGAUGCAACAAAUAAACCUCUGGCAUGCCCCUUUCCAAGUCAUGAUGGUGGGCUGCUUGUUAAAAUAAGUGUUAAAACAAUCGCUUGGUUAGAGCCUGAAGAAUAUGACAUUUUAAAGAAGAACACUCAAGGAAAAGUUCCUGACUUUGUCUACUUCAAUAAAGGGUUGUAGAAAGAUGCUCAUUUUAUGAUGAGCGUUAUGUAAGAAUGUAAUUUCAGCUCAGUGUGAAUAGUAAUGCACCUAGUGAAUAGUUUUGUAACACUGGGUGUUCAGCUGAAACACAUGUGAGCAGUAGUAUACUGAUAUUUUUAGUGUACAUCAGAGCAUGUACUGAUGGGAGCUAAAGACAAUAUUGAAUGGUAGGUUUCAUUGUAAGCCCUUUUCACCUCCUUUGCAUGGUAAGUGCAUGGUUGGGCAGUUGUGGACUUAAAUAAUAAGGCCACUACUGAACCUGAAAAUACCUCUAUUUUUAGUUAAAUGUUUCAUAAAAGUUGCACUAAUAGUCAAUCAGAGUGGGAAGUUAUGCUUUGUUUCAGAUAAUGAGAAGGCCUAGACUUGAUGAAGGAAUUAUGAAUGCAGGUGAUAUUAAGAACACUGAUUAAGAUAUGUGUUUGUUGUUGUGUUAUUCCUUGCCUGGAUUUGAUGCUCUGUUUUUGAAAUGAAAUCCCUUUUUAGAUUAGUUGUUUAGAUACCAUUAGAAUAAAUUGAUGUGCAAGAAACACUUCAACAAGGAAGAAUCUCAGUACCAACCACUCACAGACCACUUUCUCCGAGUUAAACAAGAGUCCAAUAAUAAAAAUAUUAAUUUAAUGAUGUUUAAGUAAUGAAGUUGAAUGUAAGGAAAAAAAACAAACUUUACUGCUCUCUUGUCAUGUUAAAAAUUGAUUGAGCUCUUUGGAAUUGUUGUCUUGCAUGUGCAAGAUGAACAAGAAUGAAUAAUACCGCUGGUUUGAUGUAAUUUGAAGAAAAAGUUUUGAAGGCAACUCAGUUUUGAUUUGAAAUGUUUUUGAAUCUUCAAAAUCAUCUUUUUAAAAACCCAAGGCAUUCCUUAUCUCAUGUUUUAUGCUUUUUACCUCCUUUCUUUUUUCUAAAAUGCUGCCUACAUCAGUUUUUGAAUUUGCUUUUUCUUGAUGUUAAGUCUCAGUUCAGAGCUAGAUGAAGGUUAACAAUUCUUUAUUAAAUUUUGUUUAACUUUUUAUGUGAUUGUUUAUGUCAGGAUCCUUCAUUGUUUUCCAACCUUCGUAUUUCACUUCCAUUACUACUGUAAACUAUUUAUUUACAUGUGCCUGAGAUUUCUUUUUCCGUGAGCUCAUUUUGUUGUUAACUUUUUUUAUCCUUAGACAAGAUUUUGCAUUGAAAUGCAAUAAUAUAGAUCUAUAAAGUUCUUGUAAUUAUCUGAAUUUUGUUUUUCUAAGAUUUCUUGGUUUAUUUUUAAGCAUUGCUGUUGAUCCUUGUCUUUUGGUGUUUUAUUUGAAAUCAUCCUUCACUAUUGGACAUUAGAAUUCUUUCUAAAUUAACACAGUGAAUUAAUUAGUUUGCACCUUCAUCCUACAUUUCACAUCCUACAUUCACCCUCAAUUUUGCUUGUUAAUGAAGGUGUUAAUAUUCCUGUCAUAGGAAUUUCAUCAGUACAAAUAUCUCUGCAAACUCCUUCAGGCCUUAUAUUCUGUUUUUUCCCCCCAUAAUUAAUCUGAAGCUUCAUCUUUUCUGUUCUGCUCUGAACAUACAAGUUGAAUAGUCAAGGUAAAAAAUUCUGUUGCUUCUUAACUGUUGUAUUUACAUUGUUGUAUUUCUGAAUUAGUUCCAAGUAUUAUAUUUUCAUCUUUUGACCGAUUUGUUUUAUUCAAUUGAAAGUGAAAAGCAUAAUAAAGCUGAGUCCUGGGCUCAAAUAACAUCUUGUGACGUGGAUGUUUAAAGAUUAUGACACAUGUUUUUGUUGUAACAGUCAUAUAAAAAAGAUGUACUGUUUUAUGCUCAUCUUUACUUUUGCAGCUCUUUGAAAGAUUUCAUGCUACACAUUUUACUACUGUGCAAAUGUGAAUAUUGGCAGUAAAAGGUUGUUUCAAACAUAUUCAAUAGUCAGGAGAAAAUGCUGCAAGUAUUUUUACUGUGUUCAUUGUAGCAAUACCCUCAUGUUAUUUUGCAAGGAACAGAACUGGUUGAAGAAAUUUGUUUAAUGUCUAUCACGCAGUGAUCAUCAUUCUGAGAAUAAUUUUAAUUUAAAGAUCCUAGAAGUUUUGUGAGUGAGAAUAUACAGUGCAACCUCUCUGAAAGACCAACCCUCUCGACUGAUUUUUCUUGGAACGAACACUGAUACCCAUAUGUUGUAUGUAAAUCAUGUUAACAGACCACUCCUCUUUCCGACUACCAACCAUCCUCUUUGUAGCAAUUUUUGUAAUUUACCCUUUUAAGAGACCACUUUCAGGAUAAUUAUAUGACCGAAUUUACACAGAAUUUUUGGCAGUCAAAUUGAAAAUUGAGUUGUAAACAGUUCUUGCGUUACAUUCCCUGUGCCUGAGCUUCAAUCCUUGAGGAAAUAGCAGCAAGGGGAUUCCGGGAAUUAUGUAACAAUAUGCCGUGACCACUGGUGUGGUACCAUGGCUGCUCACUCCAGUUUGGUUUCUUUUCUUCUAAUGUAUUGGCAGGUAUGAAAGUUAUUUAAUGUUCAAUUCUUUGAAUCAACAAAGUAUUCCUUAACUUAGGCAAAACUCUCUUGGAAGAACCUCUAGUUCAGUAAAAUAUCAGUUUUACAAAUCAUGGCAGUUAAGUGCCCCACUGGGAUUGCAUCUGGAAACUGUGCCCAGCACUCGCCCAACUCUCACUGUGUGAUUGUUUUUUUUUUAUUCGAUUAAACAGGUGCCUGAAGGUGAGUUUCAGGGCUCCUGAAACUCAACAAAAUGGGUACACAACAAAAAAAUAAUCAUCAAUGCUCCAUAUUUCGUAAUUCAUACAAUUACUGUACCAAAGACACUGAAACAUGUUCAUGAGAAUAAAAUUGACACUUUCCUAAACCUCCAAGGUUUAGUAGAUUGACUCCCCCUAUAAGUAACCACCUACCUAAAAGACCACAUCUUAAUGCACAAACAGUGGUUGCUGAAUUCAGGUUUCACUGUAUGUAGUUUUAAAGGAAGAGAAGAAAAUAAAUUUGCUUUUUGUUCAAGUAGAACUUCAGUUACUUCUGUUCUAAGCUAGAGAAUACACGAUAUUUUAUAAAGAUAUUAUGUUAUUCUGUGAAUAUGUAAAUAGACCAUUUGCAUGAUGAUUCUUUAUAUACCAUACAACAAAUGUCUUGUUGAAAUGAUUGCAUUCUGUUAUAGGUUCUGUGAUUUACUUAUGUAUUUGUUCUUGAACUGGUUUGAAGGUUCCCCAAAUAAUUGUUGUAUUUGAAAAAAGUUCUGCAUAUUCGUGACAUAAUGUUAUGUAUGUUGAACUAUUUGUUGCAAUUUUUUAAAGCAAUUUUCUUUUUGACUUGUAUUUGUUGCAAAUAAAAUCGAAAGAAUGGUGAAUGACCGGUCUUGCAUGCUUAGAAUAACACAAGUUAUAUUAAUAAUAAUAAUAAUAAUAAUAAUAAUAAUGAUAAUCCAAUACUUCUGAGAUGAAUUCUCUGGACUGUGAUAAGUGUUUACAUGUGAAGAUUUUAUGUAAAAAUAUCCAGGAAUGAGGUUACAUGUUUCAGACACGUUCUUUGCCGUGACAAUGCUACUGCUACCAAGUUCAUUUCCACAUAUAACUUUUGUGAACCUUUUUGGGAAAGUUAAAGCAAUUCAAAGAGAUUUAAGGAACUAUUUUUCAUGAUAAUGUAAUAAAAUAAGAACCACAUUAAAUAGUGACAAAGCUAUUCAAAUAUUCUUUGAAUGUCAACCGUAAAACUAUAUUGGUAGAAUGUAAUUGCAUUCCUGACAAUUUUUGUUGUUGUUACUGUAUUUUCUAGCAUGGGAUGACAAAUAAAAAUGUGUGCAAUGUGCAGCAAUAAUUCUUUCUUUAUUUAAAGGAAUAUGUAGACAUCUGUUACACAGUUCUCAAUUUUAAUUGUUUCUGCCUUUAUUUUAAAAACAGGCUUUAUAUACUCUUUUUACAAUUCAUGUUAGAACAUGAUGCUUCAGACAACUAUGACCAUAUUGUUUUUAAACAUAUUGCAGAUAAUAUUUCAAUGAAGUGUAAUUGAAUAGUUUUUAACUUCUAGUAAAGUUCUACAAUUCUGGAUCAAGAUGAAAUAUUUUGAAGAUCCUCUAAGUAUCAAAAUGUUAAUGAAAUGAAUUGUUAAAUAAGGUACAGAAGUGUCUAUUUUUAAAUUUAGGUCAGAAACAACUUAACAUUGUUAACUUUCAAGAAUCAGGAUUCAUGGUCAGUUUAAGCCU